Chlorella variabilis is the source of this 883-nucleotide messenger RNA. RefSeq lists its product as hypothetical. The record is from RefSeq and is a predicted model, not a curated record. The transcript is spliced from 4 exons. Bases 1 to 585 code for a protein of 194 amino acids. NCBI's taxonomy places the organism in Eukaryota, Viridiplantae, Chlorophyta, Trebouxiophyceae, Chlorellales, Chlorellaceae.
AUGGUGAAAACCCGGAUGAUGAGCGCAGCCCUCGUUGCCCUUCUGCUCUGCAGUCAGCUUGUUAGCGUGCACGCAUCGCUGCCACUUAUUCUUGCUGGGACGACCCUGGUAGCGGGCUUGUUCAGCGGCGGUGACUGCGGCGGCGUGUUCGGGACGUCUCCCACGUGCAAGUGUCGCAACUUUUUUCUGGUUGUGCGCUCGGGCACCAGAGAUGGCAAGGAGCGCGGAGCUCACUUGAACUUCACCAGAACCUCUUUUGAAGGUGGACAGCAGUGCCAGAUUUCCACACCCACCCGGGUCAAGCCUGGCGAAAGCACCGGCAUCCAAGUCGGCAACAGGGGCAGGACCUACGCCACUGGCGUGGAGGCUGAUGUGUACUACAAUGUAUUGUCCCGCGACGGCAAGAGCAGGGUGGAGCUGGGGCAAUACAUUGCAGGAGAUACGGGCGCCGCCGUCGAGUAUCAUGUUUUCUACGACAGGGAUGGCGACCAGAGGCAGGACCGGCGCUUGCUGUCCCACGACGAGUAUGACCCGCGCCCGCUGUCCAACCGCCGCAUGCUGGGCCAGCUGGGCCUGCAGGACUGAUCACUCUUGAGGCAGUGCAAUCGGCAGCGGCUGUGAGGUGCCAUUCAGUGUGCGGAUAUGAGAUGCCAGCCAUAUUGGACAGCCUGCUGAUUUGUCAGUGCACCGACCACGUGGGGUCCUCGCCACUGCGAUGACCGUCUCUGUGUUUCUCUGUGUUGUUGGGGGUUUAGGGUUCAUCGCCACAAGGCAGUACUGUCGAUGCAAACAAUGUAGCAGAUCCUUGAUCUGCAUGUGCCCCCUGCCCAAUUUCUUCUCACAUUAACUAUCAUAGCGGGGUGACUGUAAUGCAUGGGAGUUC